Messenger RNA from Dermacentor silvarum, 5263 nucleotides. Its product is annotated as kinesin-like protein KIF20A. The record is from RefSeq and is a predicted model, not a curated record. The transcript has 13 exons. Gene Ontology annotation, molecular function: plus-end-directed microtubule motor activity; ATP binding; microtubule binding. Bases 239 to 3325 code for a protein of 1028 amino acids. NCBI's taxonomy places the organism in Eukaryota, Metazoa, Arthropoda, Arachnida, Ixodida, Ixodidae. Gene Ontology annotation, biological process: microtubule-based movement.
UUCGGUGCUGCAGGUCACGUGGCGUUUUCUAAACGGUAAGCACGAGAUUUGAGCAGUUUAACCGACGUUGCGCACAUUGCUGUGUCUUCCAAAGUGGAUUUUUAUUCUAUGGUUUCUUCCACUACACGACUUUUACUUCAGCCUUCACUUAGUUGACUGUGGUCGUUGAUUUCACAAGUUGCCUGCGGUACUGGAACCGCUGCCGCCCUGAAUACAACUUGUGCGAGCUCGCACAGCCAUGGAAAGGCCAGGGAGACCCUACACGGGUUCGGCGGAGUGUGCUCAGUCGGCAAGCGUGGAACUUCUGCCACCAGUUGAGACAGUGUGUAAGCAGCUGGAAGCCAACCUUGCUGCAAGCUCAGCGCUGAAGGUCUAUCUGCGCAUUCGGCCUAGAAUUGGAGGCAGGACAUUCACAAAUCCUGCAUUCCAGCCAUGUGAUGAUACAACUGUAGAGUCCACAACCGCAACUCUGGAACAUCAACAUCAAAAACGCUUUACUUUUACGAAGGUGUUUCCAGAGGGCAGCAGCCAGGAGCAGCUGUUUAUGGAGGCUGUGCGGGAUCCAGUUGAUGCCUUCGUGAAUGGAGCCAAUGUGCUGCUCUUUGCAUAUGGUCCUACUGCUGGGGGCAAAACAUACACCAUGCAGGGUCCACCCGCUGACCCAGGAGUGGUGCCUCGCACGCUCGACAGACUAUUCAAGCUGCUUGGGCCUCAGGUGUGCAAGGGUGCUCCAGUGCGCCCCGACUGCUUUGACGACGUUGCCUCGCUCAGUGCAGAAGAGGAGGCCUCGGCACUCUUGCUGAAAGCCAAAUUGUUGGGUGAGAAGGGAGCCCGCAGCGCUGCAGACUUCAGCACCUUCCAUCUGCCCACAAAUGAGAGCGAUGACUCACUGUUCCUGUCACGUAGCAGUGACGGCGGCUAUGGUGACAAAGCGCAGGCGCUGCUGUGGCUUUCAUUCUACGAGAUUUACAAUGAGGGCAUCUAUGACCUGUUGCUCCCAUCAGCUGAGGCAGCCUCAAAGAAAAAAGGGGGCCAGCGACGCACCAUUCUCAAGUUGGGUGAAGACCGGGCCAAACGUGCAUUUGUGCGUGGGCUUGUCGAAGUGCCUGUGCACUCGGCUGAUGAAGCGCAUCGACUGCUCUGCCUGGCACGCGACAACCAGACCUUUGCUGAGACGCAGCUAAACCGCAGCUCGAGCCGCAGCCACUGCGUCUUCACUGUGCGGCUUGUAGCCUCUGGGGUGGACAGCCGGGACGGUAGCCGGAACUGGCACGUCAGCACAUUAAUGCUCUGCGACCUGGCGGGUUCGGAGAGGCCAUCCAAAGCUGGCACUGAUGGGUCACGGCUUCGCGAAGCUGGUCGCAUCAACACCUCUCUGAUGGUGCUCAGCCGCUGCCUGGAGGGCCUACGUAACAACAAGGACGCAUCCAAGAAGGCUCCAGUGCCCUUCCGAGAGAGCAAGCUCACCCAGGUUAUGCAAGCCUACUUCACCACAGGUGGCCAAGUCUCUCUGAUUGUCAACAUCUGCCCAGCGAUGUCCAUGCUCGAGGAGUCACUGAAUGCGCUGAAGUUCUCUGCUGUUGCCAUUGAAGUUGUGCCACUGCAGCUGGAAUCGCGCCAUGUUCGCUGCAAAGAGGCUGUUCGUCGUCUGACUGAGCGGUGGCAGCGUGCAAGUGGAGGCGAAGGGCUUCGUGAUGGUUUCCUUGCACCAAAUGUGGCUGAGGACGUGGCAGCAUCUGCGGCCUUGGAUGCAGAUGAGGCUGAGGAGCUCUUCGAGACUAUCGAGGCUCUCGAGCGGGACCUGGAGGACAUCAGGGGCCAGCUCAAGUGGGCACAGAAGAUGGCUGCUGCAAACGAAGCCGAAGUCAAGGACUACAAGGACUUGGUGAAACACUUGGAGCUGGAGCUGCGCAAUCAGCGCGAUAGUGCUGACCGGGAGUUGGCAAUUCGCGUCCGCAAUGCCUGCGAGAUCACACGGCUUGAGCUCUACCGCAGGGCUGAGCAAGGCUCAACCAUGGACCUACUGGGGAAGCUCGAAAAAGCACAGUGCCGCAUUGUUGAGCUCGAGAAGGAGCUGAGUGAACAGACGACUGUGCGUGAUGUUUCGGGGGCUGAGGACUGCCACCGUGCACCCACAACAGUCGAGGUGGAAACACAGACCGAGGAAUUUGACGAUGGACCUACAGCAGCUGCCACACUGGAAGCACAGACUCUACUCUCUGAAGCAGCAAGCGAGCUGCACGACCUUCACAGCCGCCUCGAAGAGUCACAGUCUCGCUUGGCCGAUGAGCUGCAGGCCCGCAAGGAUGCCGAGGUUUCGGCCGAACAAGCUUUAAAACAACUGAACGACGUCCAGCAAAGACUUGCAACGCAAAUGGCUCAGCAGGAGGCCUUGGAACGGCAUCUGGAAGAGCUGCAACAUGCCAACGACAACAUGCAGCAGAUGGCCGCAGAGUCGAACUGCAAGCUCGAGCAGAUGCGCCGUGACAUGCAGGAGCGUGAACUUGCCUUGGAUGUGCUGAGAGAGCAGCUUGACGACAGGACCGAGGCCUUGAAUGUGGCUGAGCAGAGGGCACGUGCCAGCGAAAAUGAAGCCAAAAAGGAGGCUGCACGCAGAGCAUCUGUAGAAAAGCAGAGCAAUGCCAUUGCCAAGGAACUUGAGGAGGCCCGCAGACUGGCUCAGAGCAUGGCAGAAUCUCGGCAAGAAGCCGAGUUGCGCCUGAAGGCAGUGCAAGAUGACCUCCAGAGCUGUCGCAAGGAGCUGCUGGCCAGUGAGCAGUCGCACCAAGCUGCCAUGGCAUCCGUGGAAGCAAAGGAGGAAGAGCUCUCCAGCUUGCGCCAGGCUCUCGAGUCGGCCGCUGCCACUGAGAAGAAUGUAGAGGAAGAGGUGGCCAAUGAGAACUGCCCACGCCGUACUCGCCGCACAGCGCAAAACACCCGGCGUACAACUCGAGCCACUCGGGCAAAGGCUCGGUCAGUGGCACCAUCAGAGCCAUCGGACAGUGAAGGGGACUUCAAGACUCCAGUUCGUACCCCACGUGCACGUCGCACAAAGAAGUCAGCAGUGCCUCCAGAGGACCCACUGGAGGAGGAGGGCUCGAAGGAUCGUGCUGUCCUUGCUGAUGAUAAUGCAGAAUCAUCACCACUGAAACGUCUUGGCAACUUCGUCGUUGGCAUGCUGUCACGGGACCCAUCUAGCAGUGUGGCCACAAGCAGACGCAAUCGACGCCAGCUACUCUCCACGGAUGCUGAGUUUGUGGAGCUGUGUGAUGAACAGCAGCCAUGCACUACACGGAGGACAAAUUCUCGCAGGCAGGCCAAGUAAUGACUCAAAAGAAGAAACAGCUGCUUCUAAAAGCAUUUUAAACAAAUUUUAGCAGUAGACAUGUAUGUUAAAGUUCAUACGGUAUAAUGCAUACACUCAUUCCACAUCAGCAGGGUAGUCAGAGCUGGGCCUGGGGGCACCAACCACUUGGGUCAGCCCGUGCAUUGUAAAAUGUUAGCUGGGCUUUUUGGUUUGACAUAUGGCCGGACUGUGGGAAAAUUGGACACUAAAGAACAGAUUGCCCGGGUGCUGCCCCUUAAAUCUUUUAUCCCAUGUUUUCACUGUUUGCCAUAUUAUGUUCUUUCAUGUUCAUUGUACAUAGUCCAUGCUGUAACAUAAUUGCUGUAACAUGCCAUAUUUUAACUUUAUUUAACAUUUUAGUACAGUUUUUAAGCCAUGUGUUCUUUCAUAGCUCAUUACAUGCAGUUAGUAGCCACUAAGCUGUGCCGGCUCCUCAAUGACUGUAAUUGCAAGAAAAUGCUGGCCUGUGGAUUAUUGUUAUGGGAAACACAUGCUUUUAUGAAGGACAAAAUAGUAGGCAAUUUUUCGCAGAAAUCGCUAUCGCUUUUUUUUUUUUUUUUUUUUUUAGACCCGACACUGUCCACUUGCACAACCCUCACAUUAGGAUACAAGUCUUGCAACUUCUUCCUCAAACUGUGAGUGUGUCACACUGAGUGCGAGUCAGCAAGUACCUUUGCAACUUUCGGAGAGUUCAAGAAUUUUUGUUAUAUAAAUGCAUAAUGUUCUGAGCCAAGAUUCCAAGUGUAUUUUUUUGCAGUCAAAUAAAUUAUGUGCAAGUUUUCCUGCAAUUCAGGUGUACCUACAAUAUGAAAGGAAAAGCUGGUGUCCACCUGGUGGUUGCAAAAAGCUACAAAGGCAGCUCCUUGAAAAGGAAGUUUGCUAUUGACUAAAAUUUCAUCCUUGCCUAGGUAUUGUAUUCCGGUAGUGCUGAAAUUUUGGGGAACCCAAACCAAACUGGUUAGAGCUCAACGCCUGGAUUAAAAUUGCCAUCCAAGUUGCUUAUUGUGAUCAAGCAGACACAAAGCAGCAACACUGUAAUGCAGGCAACAAUGAAGCAUUAUACCGGUGUGUUGCUCCUCCUUAACUGCAUGCCGUUGCAGGUGGGGUUAGAUAUCAAAGUGUCAAUUCAAAUUGCCAUUCGAGCUACUAAAUGCUUUGGGUUUGAAGUGGUGCCCGAUUUUGGCCCAAGAGCUGCAAAGCGUCGUACUGGCUAUAAUAUCACAAAUCAAAGUAAACCUGGGUGGUCUAAGCUUUGUGAAAGCCCCCCAAGUGUCGAAACAAUGUGCUGCAAAUCAGCCUGAGGUCGUGCAUAAGUGCACUUGAGAGCAGUACAAAGUAUUUUGUUGGGCAAGUUGGUGAAGCAUAAAACUACAAAAAGUUGAGCUAGUUGAUAGGGAUUUAUGUUGGGAGUGGAACCCCUCGACCUAUGUUGGGAGUGGAACCCACAACCUUUGGUGUUAAGGCACAGUUAAUUAAGCAGGAUGCUCAAUAAGCAAUGCAGUUUGUUCAUUGCUAGGGAGGCGUAAUUUACUCUCUACCCUUGGACUGUGGGAAGAGGUAUACCGCCCAGUCUGGUAGGUGUAUGAACGACAGGUUUAAGGAACACAAGAAUCUGGUUAGAAAGACUGUCGUGUCGAGUCACUUGUCAUUACACUGUAGAAGUUGUGUUCGUGAACCGGUCAAUGGGGAGUGUUUGUUGAUUAAGAAAGAGAACAAGCUGACACGUGAAGUGAUAGAAGCAUAUGAAAUCUAUCGUGAUAAAGAUAAUUACGUAAGCACGCCUUCAGUGUCGCUGUGUAAAGGGCAGAGGGCAACAUGAGUGUAUUUCUUUUUUAUCACAUUUUUUGGUGUUUCGCUUUGUUAGCCCUCCCAUUGGCUGUUUCGGCCUUUAUAUAUGUGUUGCUUCUUCCAAUAAAG